Molecule: messenger RNA, 2788 nt
Organism: Thalassophryne amazonica
Lineage: Eukaryota; Metazoa; Chordata; Actinopteri; Batrachoidiformes; Batrachoididae
Gene: azi2
Product: 5-azacytidine induced 2
Exons: 8
Coding region: 160-1362 (400 amino acids)
Biological process (GO): canonical NF-kappaB signal transduction
Cellular component (GO): cytoplasm
Source: RefSeq, a predicted model, not a curated record
AGUUUUUGUUUUCUUCACCUGUCACCUCGGACAGCUAUCAGCACCGUCUCUUUGUUUUUUCUAAGAAACGACUCUCGUGUCUUUUCAAGAUUAAAUGUUAAUCCUGUAUGACCUUCGGAGACCUUACUGAAGACGGCGUUUAAGAAGGCCUGUGCAGGGAUGGAGCCCCUAGCAGUGGAUGAUGACAUCUGCAUCCUGAAACAUGAGACAGCCUAUGGUACAGCCGGCGAAAGCCCUGUGUCUGUGUGCGCUGGUGAUGAGUCCGUCGCAUCCCACUUUGCCCUGGUGACAGCCUACGAGGACAUCAAGAAAAGGCUGAGAGACACUGAGAGAGAGAACACCUUGCUGAGGAAGAGGGUUAAACAACUAGAAGAUAAGCUCUUCAGGCCAGAAGCCCCUCCAUCAGAAGGCCCCCAAUAUGUCAACAAGGCCUUCAGUGCUUACAGAGGCAUCUAUAUCGAGAAGGAGGACCUGCAGAUGGAGCUUAACAAACUGAAAAAGGAAAAGAGUGAGAGUGAGAGGCUGCUGACAGAGCAGCUCCAGGCCAAAGAGUUGGAGCUGCUUCAGCUGAAGACUGAGAUGGAGACCAGCCAAGUAAUGAAGAGCAUGAACAGCCCUCAGGAUUACUGGCAGGUGGACAGAGUCAACACUGAGCUAAAGAUCCGCAAACUGCAGGAGGAGCUGGAGAAGGUGACGCUGGAAAACAGCAGACUGCUGGAGAGAAGUGUGGAGGAACCCCACGGGCCUAACGGCCCAGGCUUGGACCAGCCCUGUGACCCAAAGUUUAAUCCCAGGGGGAGGAGCAUACAGCAGGAGUAUGAAGCGUUGUGCUGUGAGAUCACUCGUGUCCAUUCAAUGCUGAAGAACCAAACGAGCCUGAUUAGGAAACUCGGGCCACUAAUCAGUGAGACAAGAAAAGCUGCCUCAACCGUUCCAAUCCAGUGUCUGGAUGAUGUGGAGAAGAACAACAACCACCCACUUCCCCGUACAUCAGUGCCUCGUCCUCCUAGCGCUCCAGCAGUGCCCUCAUGUUCUGGUCGGCCCUGCCCACCUGCUGGGGUCCCGUCGGGCCUCGUGCUGCUGGACGGUCUGAGAGAGGACUGUUGGUACAGUGGGCUCUGGUCCACCCAGCACUGCUCCGGAGAAGCUUUGGGUGUGAGCGACACCUGUUCAGUCAUCCUGCCCCCACCUCCCCUCAACCAGGCCUCCCUGGAUGACAGCUCGAGGUCUUUCCCCAGCCCUCCCAAGCCAAGUGACGCCAUGUUCUGGGAAGGUCACUCUGCCGUCUCUAACUCCUCAUCCUCAAUGGGAAACUGCAGUCCCAGGAGCCCGCCCAACACUGAGUGGACCAAGCCGUAUUGAGAGGAAAUGUAACGGGGAAUAAAUUGAACUCAAACCCUGCGACAUAGCUACCACCUAACUUGCCUUAAGUAGAAUAAGACCACUCCCCUGGGCUGGACUGGGCCUAUGUGUCAAGAGAACCAGUCCAGACUAGAACAGGCCUUUGCGAGGUACAGACACCUUAAUUUGAUGUCUGUGCAGCCUGCACUGCUGAAUAUAUUUGACUUUGCAGAGGAUAAAGCUGAGAGACCAUCGAACGAACCGAUAGUGUCUCCUUAUGUGUGCACAUGCAUAAAUGUGCUGGCAUACAAGCAAUUUUGUGUGUGUGUGUGUGUGUGUGUGUGUGUGUAUAUAUAUGCACAUUAAGAGUGUGCCUGUGCAGAUCAGUGUGUGAGCAUCUUCUGCCUGCUCUGUACCUCUUUUAUUAUAAAUUGAAUACAGCUGUGGGGCCUCUUUUGUUUUGUUUUUUUGUUCACUGUGGCCGCUGAUUACCGAGGCCACAGCUGAGGAAUGGAAUUUGUGAAGCUCGACUCCCUCCAAUGCAAGACUUCUUAUGUUUGAGUGCUGUACUGUACACAAGGUAUAUAUAACCCUAUCUUUGUCUCAUGGUCGUGUGAAGGACAUGUCUAGGUAUGACAAUGUGUUCGUUUUUGUACUGUGAAGGGGGGAGAAGAGUUUUUGUUCAUCAAAACGAAAACUUCAUGGCAGGUAUUUCCUGAGGGCCACACAAUACAAAUAAAUUGUACAUCUAUCUCUGCUUGAGCUUGGCCUUUUUCAGUUUAAAAAAAGAGAGGCAUUUUUAUAUCUGGUCCCACAGUGCUGUUGGUCCUAGUCAAUGGGUUUGUGACGAGUUGCACAGGAAAAUUAGAAAUGAUAGAAAAUCAACUAAUUGAAGUUGAGACAAAGGCAAUACUGACACAAACCUGCUUCAUUAAACCCAGUCUUGAACUUUUGCAAGGUAUGAUCUACAGCAGCAAGUUUCAUCACAAUCUAUGAAGUUGUUGUGGCAUUAUCGUAUACGCUAGGUUUACGUUAGAUUUAAGCCCUUGAUCGCCAUAAUUGUAACCGAAUCGUGCCGUAUCAAAUGUUGCUGAGAUAAUGAGAUUACUUUCUGUACGCAGUUUCACCUGUACCAGGUUUCUUUGUAAAGAUAUCUUUGUAUAUAAGGUUUGAGAUUCUGCCCCCUGGUGACCAAGGUCUUAGCGAGGUGACUUCUGGUGCCAAGUUUCUCCUUGAUACAUUUAGUCUUUGUAAAGCUAUCUGUGUAUACAAGGGUUCAGAGAUUCUGCCCCCUGGUGGCCAAGGUCUUUGUGAGGUGACCUCUGGUGUCACGUUUUUCGUUGAUACAACCCCUGGCAAAAAUUAUGGAAUCACCGGCCUCGGAGGAUGUUCAUUCAGUUGUUUAAUUUUGUAGGAAAAAAGCAGAUCACAGACAUGACACAAAACU